Pistacia vera is the source of this 1305-nucleotide messenger RNA. RefSeq lists its product as uncharacterized. Gene Ontology annotation, cellular component: intracellular membrane-bounded organelle. Bases 1 to 1305 code for a protein of 434 amino acids. The record is from RefSeq and is a predicted model, not a curated record. The transcript has 2 exons. NCBI's taxonomy places the organism in Eukaryota, Viridiplantae, Streptophyta, Magnoliopsida, Sapindales, Anacardiaceae.
AUGAAUCACUCGAUGUUGUUCUCAUGGCAUCAUACUUUGAUAUUUUCCAUUCUGUUAACUGCUUUGUCUUUCAACUCUCUGUUAUCUUCUGCAACUCAACCCUCUUAUGCUGAUCAUUGUCAUUCCGUUGUCUCCGCAUCAUCCAUAACAAAGUAUGAACGUGCCUGGUUCUCUUAUUUUCCUUUCAGAAAUGGUUAUUAUGAUGGUGGCAGUAGAUUUCUUUCUCAGAAACUGUCUCAGGGCUUACAGUCACUUACCUUUCAGACAGAAAGUGUCUACAGAACUGACCAGGAUGGUGUAUAUAGUAUAGCAGGAAUUCUGGGGUUUCCAUCUCAAAACACCCACUACUAUCAGGGAAAUGCUUCAAAAUCUCUAUACUGGUCUGGAGGACUUCACGUUGGAAGUCCAAUAAGUUUCAGGCUAGGAGGGCUCUGGUCAGAAUCUUCUGGCAACCUUUGUAUGGUGGGAAAUGGUUAUUUCUUCACCAAAGAACGUAAGAUUCUGAAUCUUCAGGCUGUCCUGAAGCUCAGUAAUCUCAGGAACUCUAGUAAUACUGUUACUACUUUGGUUACAGGAACUAUGGAAAGCUUGAGUUCUUCUGAUGAUUUGAGUUAUUUUGAACCGAUUUCUAUAAUGAUUCUUCCAAGACUGAAUUAUGAGUACACUUUGGUUUCAAAAGAAUCAGGUGGAGAGUUUUCUGGUGCAAAUGAUAGUGUGGAGAGUUUACUAAUCAGUUCACUGCCUUCAAAAAGUUUCUGCUCAAUAAUCUCGAGAUUUGUUAAUGAAUUUAACUUGAGGUACACUGGUUAUUGUGAUUCUUCCAAAAACUGUGGACCUCUUGGUGCAGCUGUUGGAGAUUUGCCUACUGCCGUUUCCUUUGAACAAAUUCAAUGCCUGGAGGAGGAAAAAAGACUGCGAGUCCUGGUGAAUUUUCCUAGCCGUAGCUAUGCUUCAUUUUACCAGCCUUUCAAUCUCGGCACAACAUUGAUUGGGGAAGGAUUGUGGGAUGACAAGAUAAAUCAGCUGUGUGUUGUUGCUUGCCGAUUUUUGAACACCACAGAUUCUUUGUCCAAUGCUAAAGUUGGGGAUUGUACAACAAGGCUGAGGUUGGGCUUCCCAGCAAUAUGGUCAAUCAGGGACACUAGUAAUGUUGUGGGGAUCAUUUGGAGCAACAAAUCUGUAAAUGAUUCAGGCUACUUUAAUAAGAUCAUGUUCCAAAGUUCUGAGAGUCCUUUCAGGACGUUUCGAGGUCGGAAAUAUGAAUAUACAGAAAUGGAAAAAGUACGAAGCUCAUGCUGGCUCUAA